This is a messenger RNA of Purpureocillium takamizusanense, 1845 nucleotides long. RefSeq lists its product as uncharacterized. The record is from RefSeq and is a predicted model, not a curated record. The transcript has 2 exons. NCBI's taxonomy places the organism in Eukaryota, Fungi, Ascomycota, Sordariomycetes, Hypocreales, Ophiocordycipitaceae. Bases 620 to 1363 code for a protein of 247 amino acids.
UGCUGCUACGUUUGUUUGACUUGCCAGAGUAUAAAUCUCGCCGUUCCGCUUCGACCGCUCCCGUUUCGGCCGCUUUCCUCCCUUUUCUAUCCUGCCAUCUCUCUUCCUCCCACUCUGUCUCGAAACGACCACGCCUCAACUGCUUCGUGCAUUUUGUUCACGCCCUCCUCCGUACACCCCAUUCUUACCAGUUCCUUCUCUCCGAGUUUCGAAACCCUAAAUACUCUAUUCGUUGCUCCCACAUCCUUGAUCCUGCCGGAUUCCCAAAACCUACUCGAGACGGAUCGCCGGUGGUCCAGCGCUCUACUACAACCUCCACCACCACCACCACUACUACUACUACUACUAGUAUCCCACCACCUGCCGUCCCGUCAGCAACGGCACCACUUACCCUACGAGACAGCGGCGAGCACUUACACCAGCCGUCCGUCCAUCCGCCUGCCUGCCUGCCCGCAGCUCAGAAGCAAAAAAACAUCGCCUCUUCCUCCUAAACUCCCCGCCCGUGUCUUACGGCCCCCUCUGGCUGGCGCCCCUCCCCCGCCCGCCUCUCUUUCCCCCCCUCCCCCCUCUCUUCUCUUCUCGUCCCUUUUUCUUUCUUUCCCUUCCCUCCUCUGAGAGAAUGAACCACAUCAUCAAGCAAAAGAUGGAAAACCAAGAAUUCGUACAAAUCGCCACCCUCACCUUCCGGCCGGCCCUCCUGCGGCCCGACGACCCCUCCUCUCCGCCCGCCGCCUUCUACGACGUCUCGGCGCAGGUGCAGGCCGUCCCCGGCGCAAAGGCCGUCUACCUGGGCCAGCAGAUGGAGCGCCCCGACCACUGGACCUGGGCCGUCCGCUGGGCCUCGGACGCCGCCCUCGACGCCUUCCUCGCCUCCCCGACCUUCACCGGCUGGCUCGCCGACUUCCGCGCCCUCGCCGACUCGUACGUCUUCACCCGCGCCCUGCUCCGCGGCGGGGACGUCGCCGCCGCCCUCGGCGCCCCCUGCACAGAGGUCUUCACCGCGUACGGCGCCUCCCCGGACUGGCUCGACGCCCGCAUGAAGCCCUUUGCCGCCGCCGUCAGCGCCGCCCACCUCCAGGGCUAUCACGGCUCCGCCUACGGCCAGUUCGACCUGCUCGCCCAGGCCGGCGUCGAGGCCCCCGCCGGCAUCACCAUCAGCUUCAUCCUCGGCUGGGACUCCAAGGCCGCCCACCUGAGCCACCGUGGCGAGGGCAAGUUAAUCGACAACAACCUUCACUACGUCAACAGCGACCGCAAAUCAACCGACAUGGUAAGGCCGCCCCUCCAUUCGCCCCUCUCCAUCCCUCCCCUCCAUCCAUCCGACAGCAGCCGCCCGCACCCAGCCUUCGUUGCAACGCGUUGACCUGGUUUCCCCGCGCAGUACCACGUCAUGCUCAGACGACUCUGACCCCAUCCACCCGUCCACCAAUCACGCCUACCUGCCUCCUGAUCGGGGAACAUGAGAGCCAGCGACUGAUUUCCGGCGGCCCAAACGACGGCCCCAACCACACUCAUCUUUUGUUUCAAGCGGUUGCCUUCUAUGACCUCUUCAGGUACUCUGUCAUCUUGGAUAGCUCAAUCUAUCGUGGACAUGUCGUCCGUCCCCUCCUGGCUCAUCCGAGCCUCCGCUGGACAAGCCAGCCGGCUUGCUAGGUACAAGACGACCACGCCGCCCAACGCCAUGAGAGAACCGUAUGUGCUAUUCGAACAAAGUACAAAGUGCUGCCAGUAGUUGCCGGCCGCGCGUAUAUCCCUUUUGGCCCAGCCGACACAAAAAAGUAGAAGCCAUCGACAAAUGUCUGGAAAAGGCCGUCUCCAACCAUAAACCCCUCAAAAACUUGUGAC